AGCAACCAUCUGCCAAUGGACAGUGACACCAGUGAGCUGUGGAGAUCUCUAGGGGGAGAGCCCUUGCUUGCCACUCAAGUCUUACAGGUCCUAAUAGAAAAAAUAAAGACGUCAACAAGCCAAGAAGGCAGCAUCACCUCAGAGACUGAAACUGACAGGCAUUUGGCAGCUGCUGAACCUCUCUCAGCAACAUGUGCCAUCUUUGAGGUGGUGUCAGCACAGCAGUCGAGCAAAGCUGUGCAGGAGCUGCUCCCAGAGUUGUUUCCUGUUCUCCUGCAGCAGGUCAGCCGAACCUCAGGACAAAAGAUGCCUUUGCCAAGGAUAAGAAGCCGGAGCCUAUUCCAAAAAGACCAACAACAUACUGAGGGCAACCCUUGCUGGUUUUCUGUCCAAGCGUUAGAAUCUGUGCUUUCCAAAGCUGGGAAUGAGAGACUGGUGAGAGUGCUCAGGACGCAGAAAACAUGGAUUCUGCUUGAAAACCCCCAGACUCACCAUGAGGGAGUGUGUCUGCUGGUGAGUGGUCUGCUAAGAUUUGGACUAAUAACACUUGAGAUCAUCCAGAGCCUCCCCUGGCUAAUGACUGAUCCCAUGCUCAGGGAGAAGAAGUUGCUUAAGAGUGUCUUGCGCAUCUUGGAAGAAAGUUCUGAAGUGAUUGGUGAGAGCAUGAAAGCACUGGCCAAAGUCCUGAAGGAGCUGAAAGAGAAGGACAUUGGUUCUUCCUUCAAAGACCUCACCCAACAGAUCCGGACCUACUUUGACGAUGAGGACGAUGCUCUUCGCUCAGUGGCCUUUGUCCUAUUUGGCAUCCUGGCUCAGUUGACAAAGAAAAAACGGAAGGCCUAUUUCGCCGAGCAGGUUCGAAAGAGCUGGGUCACACUUCUGCUGCACCUGCAAGACCCAAGCCCCAAGGUUUCAAUGGCCAAAGAAAAUGCAGAACUGCUGGAAAACUUGUACAGCACCACCAUCACGUACUUCAGUAGCAGCUGGGAAUGGAUCCGGGCAGUUGCCGCCAACUUAGCUGGUGAGAGAUGA
This is a messenger RNA of Mauremys reevesii (Reeves's turtle), 1032 nucleotides long. Its product is annotated as maestro heat-like repeat-containing protein family member 2B. The record is from RefSeq and is a predicted model, not a curated record. Gene Ontology annotation, cellular component: cytoplasm. NCBI's taxonomy places the organism in Eukaryota, Metazoa, Chordata, Testudines, Geoemydidae. Bases 16 to 1032 code for a protein of 338 amino acids. The transcript is spliced from 9 exons.